Messenger RNA from Neocloeon triangulifer, 920 nucleotides. RefSeq names its product mitochondrial import inner membrane translocase subunit Tim23 (gene Tim23). The coding region runs from base 158 to 745 and encodes 195 amino acids. Lineage: Eukaryota; Metazoa; Arthropoda; Insecta; Ephemeroptera; Baetidae. Gene Ontology annotation, molecular function: transmembrane protein transporter activity. The transcript is spliced from 3 exons. The record is from RefSeq and is a predicted model, not a curated record. Gene Ontology annotation, biological process: protein import into mitochondrial matrix. Gene Ontology annotation, cellular component: mitochondrial inner membrane; TIM23 mitochondrial import inner membrane translocase complex.
CUCGCACGCUGAUUUUCUUUCCGUGUAGAGGCCACGCCCCCGAAAGCAAAACUUCGGCCUUGGGGUGCGAAUUUUCACCGAAUUUCGCCUCGUCCAGCGGUCGGACGGCUGUUUUUCACGUGCAUCGGGUGUCAGAAAUCGCCGGCGACGCCUCGAGAUGUACGCACAAGCGUACGGCGGCCAGGGGGACAACAACUUGGGCGGCCCCCUGCCGAGCCUCAGCCCGAACGUCAGACCCUUGUCGCCCUUUUUGAACAUCGACCCCAACGCAAUCCGCGGCACGCAGCCCGAGUUUAUUUUCCCUGAAGGUGCUGCAAGGCAAAGAGGACGAUUCGAACUGGCCUUUUCUCAAAUCGGCGGAUCGUGCAUGAUUGGGGCUGCGAUAGGAGGAGGCUCGGGCCUUUACAAGGGGCUCAAGGCCUCCACCCUGGCAGGAGAAACUGGGAAACUUAGGCGGACGCAGGUACUGAACCAUGUGAUGAAGCAAGGUGCUGCCAGCGCCAACACCCUGGGAGUGGUGGCUGUGAUGUACAGUGGAUUCGGAGUCCUGCUCUCGUGGGGGAGAGGAGAAGACGACGAGUACAACACGAUGGCCGCGGCCACGGCAACCGGUCUGCUCUUCAAGUCGUCGGCAGGUGCGCGAAGGUGUUUGCUCGGCGGCGGAGUCGGCUUCGCCCUGGCCGCCCUCUACUGCCUCUGGUCCUCCAGGGUGCAAAUGGACAAUGUUAGGAAGAUGCACUUUUGAUUUAGUCGCUCUGUAACAAAGUGGUAGCUCCGAUCGGAGGCUCAGACUCUGCAAUUGUCAUUAACCUGAUAGAUUAAGGGCCUCGCCGCGACCCCCCGAAUUUUCUCUUAAUUUGUUUCCCCCCACUACUUGCUGAAUUAAUAAAGGACAAAUUGAUCUAGGUAAUAAUGGAAAA